Messenger RNA from Quercus robur (English oak), 1038 nucleotides. Its product is annotated as ethylene-responsive transcription factor ERF109-like. Gene Ontology annotation, molecular function: DNA-binding transcription factor activity; DNA binding. Bases 92 to 712 code for a protein of 206 amino acids. The record is from RefSeq and is a predicted model, not a curated record. Lineage: Eukaryota; Viridiplantae; Streptophyta; Magnoliopsida; Fagales; Fagaceae. The transcript has a single exon. Gene Ontology annotation, biological process: regulation of DNA-templated transcription; ethylene-activated signaling pathway.
CGAAACUCUCUUACAUCUCUCUCUCUCUCUCUCACAUAUUCCAGAAAGGGAAAAUUCAUCAUUUUGUCCGAAUUCCAAAAGCCAAUACGUGAUGUAUGGUUUUAAUGCAAGCAAGAUUUAUAGGUGGUGCCCAUGGAGGGCAAGAAUAACAGAGGAACAAGAACAAGACAUUUUGGUCUCAGCUCUCAACCACGUUAUCACUGACGGCAUUCAAGGCCUGACCCCACAACACCAUCAACUACUGCAACAACAACCGGUCCCGCCUGGUGCUGCUACGUCCUCAUUGCCAUCAUCCAGCAAGAGGAGCUCGAAGAAGAAGAUGAAGAAUGACAAUGAGAAGAGAUACAGGGGAGUGAGGCAGAGGCCUUGGGGGAAAUGGGCGUCUGAGAUUCGAGACCCGAGGGAAGCGAAGCGCAAGUGGCUAGGUACGUUCCUGACGGCGGAGGAGGCUGCCAGGGCUUAUGAUAAGGCUGCCAUCGAGUUCCGCGGAUCCAGAGCUAAGCUUAAUUUUCCAAUGUCAGACUAUGUGGGAAAGCAAAGCGAAGUCGAACAAGAUCAGCAUGAAGAAAAUCCAAAUGUUAAUGCGGAGACAAUGAUUGAGAGCGAGGCACAGACUGUGGAAGUGGUAGAGAGCAGUGACGAAGACAAUAAGCUUUCGGAUUGGCUUACGUCGGAGGAACUUGACCAGUUGUUGAAGGAUUUGAAUGAUUAGCCCAUGUUAUUAGAGCGGGAAAUCAGAUGGAGCAUCGGAUUAUGUAGACUUUAGGAAAAAGGAUGCUCUGAUCUUCGUAGUAAUUCAUGCCCAUUUCGUCCAUAAUAUAGAGUCGAAAUGACGGUUCUUUUAUUGAUUUAUUUAAAAAAAAAAAAUUCCCACUUAUUAUUAGAGCGGGAAAUCAUAUGAAAUUAAAUUAAUAAAUAAAUAAAUAAAACGAUGUAUACUUGGAGCUGAGUGAAACAGAGUCAAAACAACAAAGGGGCUCAAAUGUGGGCACCAAUGUUGGAGCCAAAUACUCUGAUUUCGUAGCUUUCAUUGCUAUU